AUGAGUCUACAUGCCAGGUUACGACAAGGUUACGACAAGGUUUUGAGCAACUGCGGCGCGACAUCCACGGUGAUUAGUCGGGCAUAUUUCGCAUGUAUUAUAUAUAUCUUGGUCUUAACCAGAGGGUCAGCGGAACUGACUCGUCAGUAUUGUGUGUCUGCGACCGCCGCGGAAAUUUCAAAUAUCAUAGUAGCUCGGACCCUGUCCGCUGGGAUACACUACGUCUCGCUUAGAAGCUCGAUGGAAGCUCGACGGCUCAAGAGCUCCGGGCUGCAGAUGAGCGUGCAUAAUCUAGCUCUUGGAGGUUCACAAAAGUUCCGCGAUAUUGCCACAUUCGCGGAACGGAAUGAACGAUGUUGUUCAGAAGUGUUGAGUAAAGGGGGCCCUUCUCCACACCAAAAGUUCAAGCUACCUGCGCUACGAUACGCUACUAUAGUCCUUAGGGGACGCAUUCCAAAAAAGCAACGGUCACGACGUCACAAAGCAUUGUGGAGCGCUAAUGCUAGCUGA
Fusarium verticillioides 7600 is the source of this 510-nucleotide messenger RNA. RefSeq lists its product as hypothetical. The transcript has a single exon. NCBI's taxonomy places the organism in Eukaryota, Fungi, Ascomycota, Sordariomycetes, Hypocreales, Nectriaceae. Bases 1 to 510 code for a protein of 169 amino acids. The record is from RefSeq and is a predicted model, not a curated record.